This is a messenger RNA of Sitophilus oryzae (rice weevil), 1032 nucleotides long. RefSeq lists its product as uncharacterized. The transcript has 3 exons. NCBI's taxonomy places the organism in Eukaryota, Metazoa, Arthropoda, Insecta, Coleoptera, Curculionidae. The record is from RefSeq and is a predicted model, not a curated record. Bases 1 to 1032 code for a protein of 343 amino acids. Gene Ontology annotation, molecular function: catalytic activity.
AUGGCACCAAGUCAACCAGGGCAUCGGGUGAUUCAGAUUAAUCUGAACCACUGUGAAGCCGCGACGGAGGAUUUGAUGCUGUUCAUGAGUGAAAAGAAGGUGGACGUGGCCUUAGUCCAGGAAUCAUGGAUCAUUACAAUUAAAAUGAGAGCGUGUAUAGUAACAAGAAGAGCACUAAAGCUUACCUUGCUAUCCCAUUACAGCACAAACGAUGUGAGCGUAGCCACGUGCGAGGACCAAAAGGGGUUCAAACUUCUACUGGUCUCAGCAUACAUGCCAUAUGACGAAGAGAAUCCCCCGCCGGAAGCGGUCCGAAAUCUGGUUCGAGAAGCCAGAAGAAUGAGCCAACAGCUGGUGAUAGGAUGUGACUCCAACGGCCAUCACAUCCAAUGGGGAAGCAAGGAUAUCAAAGAAAGAGGUGAAUCGAUAAUGGAUUUUAUACUUUCUAAUAACCUUACUAUAUGCAACAGAGACAACUUGCCAACGUUUGCAAAUAAAAUUAGGCAGGAAGUUUUAGAUCUAACCUUGACCACGGAGGGACGGCGUUUGAUAGUCGAGGAUUGGAGGGUUGAUCUGGAGAGAUCCUUCUCCGACCAUAGGAGAAUACUCUUUAGAAUAGAAGUCCCGCUUCGAAGGGGAACUAACCCAUAUCCGGAGAAACCGAAUCGCGACUAUAUAGACAGUACGGUUGAGAAAUUAGGAGAAGUGCUUGUUAGAGCUUUUAAAAAUUCAUGCCCUGUUAGCCGACCCCGUAAAAACAUCAAACCGUGGUGGAACGCAGAGUUACGGCAGACUAGGACAGGAAUAAAGAAGCUAUACAAUAAAGCACAAAAGAAGAAAACGGAAGAAAGUUGGGACGUUUAUAGAAAGUGUUUCAACGAAUAUAAAAAGAAAAUAAGAGAGGCUAAAUGGGUAUCGGUAAAGGAAUUCAGUGAGUCCAUCACGGACACCAACGAAGCAGCCAGACUGAGGCAGGUAUUGUCCAAAGAACCGAUGGUACCAAGCAACAUCAGGAGACCAGACAAUUCGUAG